Molecule: messenger RNA, 2544 nt
Organism: Vespula pensylvanica (western yellowjacket)
Lineage: Eukaryota; Metazoa; Arthropoda; Insecta; Hymenoptera; Vespidae
Gene: Gle1
Product: nucleoporin GLE1
Exons: 9
Coding region: 141-2453 (770 amino acids)
Biological process (GO): regulation of translational termination; regulation of translational initiation; poly(A)+ mRNA export from nucleus
Cellular component (GO): cytoplasm; nuclear pore; nuclear pore cytoplasmic filaments
Molecular function (GO): phospholipid binding; inositol hexakisphosphate binding; translation initiation factor binding
Source: RefSeq, a predicted model, not a curated record
AUAUAACAAAACACUUCGUGUAAUUGGAUUAGUUGUGUUUUUGUCGUAUGUCAUGCGAGAAAGUUGACUAAAGGUAUAAGCUGUCUGAACAUUAUGUUAUAUUUAUAUAAAACAGAAUUAACCGUUUUAUCGGUUACGCAAUGACAAAAUGUGAACAAUUUUUUAAAUCUUUCGUAACGAUAUUUAUAAAGCUUAUUUGGAGCAAUAGUAUAAUUGUAAGAAUGCCACACUCCAUCAGUAAUAAAGAAGAUAUGGAACCAAAUAUGAGCGACAUAAGUGCAGAUUUUGCUUGUUUAAAAGUAUCUGCUUUAGGAAAAGUUUCGCGUAUAUCCGGUGAAAUCGAUCGGAUUACGAUUGGUCCUAAUUCAGAUUCAACUAAAAAUGAUUUUCAAAAAUUGGAGAAUAUUGAAAAUGAGCAAAAUUCGUGCAAUGUCAAAUCGCCUCAGAAAUCUAUAGAUGAAUGGAACAAUAAGAUUUCAACACAAAGUGGCAUUACGUUUUCAAUAAAAAAGAUAUUACUGGAAGAAGAGUUACAAAGAAGAGAGAAAGUCAGGAAAGAAGUGCAGCGUAAAUGGCAACACAUGGAAGAGAAUGGAACUGCUAUACAGAAACAUAUUUCCCUUUCACGUUCGAAUAUGGCUCAAGAAAGAGAGCGCAAAAGUGCACAAAAAUAUGCCGAUAUAUUAGCCGAGGAGGAACGAAUCGCAGAACAAGAAGAGAUAAGAAGGAAACACGAACAGCAGUUACACGCUCAAAGAGCUCAAGAACAAAAUGAAAAAAUGAAACGUGAUAUGGAAGAGUGUAGAAAGAAAAUGAAAGAAAAGGAAGAAUUGAUAAAAAAGAUAGUACUCCUUAGACACGAAUUUGGAGUCAAAUAUUAUGAUAUUAUUAUUCUUUCAAAAAAUUGCAAAGACAAAAGUACUAUAGCAAGUUUUUUUAUAAUGCAUUCGGUCGCUCUAAAACAAUUGCAUCGACAAAUUGAAUCUUUGGAUGAAAAAAUUAAGAGAGGAGAUUUGGCGCCUGUAGAUCUUUAUACCGCAGAAAUGACGGUACAACAGAUAGAUGAAAUUUUAUGCUCUUUAAGGGCAGAAUUAGAUAGAAUAACUGCCGAGAAGAUAAUUCCUGUAUCGAAUGCAGAUGUACAAAAUACAGAUUUGAUCCAGGAAGAGCCAAACCAAGAAUCCAAACCAGAAGAAGUUGUAACAGUUUACGAAGUUUCAACCACAGAUCAAAUCAAUAAUGAUAAUGUCGACAAAAACGUUGACAACAAUAAAGCUCAAGAAAUUGUUCCAGGAAAUAUUCCAGAAUCUGUUCCAGAAACUGUUCCAGAGUCUGUUCCAGAGAUUGUCCCAGGAACUAUUCCAGAACCUACUACCGAAACUGUUCCAGAACAUACACCGGAAACUGUUCCAGAAACAGUUCAAGCGAUAGAAACAUCCACAAAUCACCAAGUCAGUUCUGAAGAUAUUUCAUCAACAUCGACUGUGCCAUUACAAGAAAUAGAAGAUAAUAUAUAUAAAUAUGUCGAUAAAGAAUCAUUACAAAUAUACAUUCAUAGUCAAGAAAUUUUGGAGAAUUAUGCCAAAAAUUAUAACGAGUUUUCACGAUCGCCCAGUACAAAAAAAUUUAGGUUCGAAUGUCAAAAGGCAAUAAAUAUUCCUGUAAAUGCAAUUUCUGUUAUUAACGAGCAACAUCUUAAAGAUAAAUAUGAAAGAUUGCACAAUCUUCUCAUUGGAAGAUCAUCUCCAAACCUAGGACAACAUCCACAAGGAGCAGCAUUUUGUAAAGAUGUUUUAGCGAAAAAGAUAGUAAGUCAAGGAGAAACACUUGUUUCAAGCAAACCAAAAAUGGCAUUUGCCAUAGCUGCAAUAAUCGUAGCUCUUUGGAACGAUCAUAGCGAUUUUGGUGAACUACUUUUAGCACAUUUUCACAAAAUUUGUCCGUUUACGGUUCCUGUAUUCAUGCCGAAAAAAGAAGGACAAACUAAUGAAGAAUAUUACAAGUCAUUGGGUUAUAAAUAUUCUGAAAAUGGAAAUGUAGAAAAGCAAGAUAAAUUUUUGAAAAGAAUGUCUGGAUUAAUGAGAUUGUAUAUUUCUAUAACUGUAACAUCGCAAAGAAAAGGAAUUACAAAGAAACAUCCUUAUGGAUUACGGCAUACCUGGAGGUGGCUUGCAGCUAUAUUAAAUAGUGAAUCUCAACCGAACACAUCAGAUCUUCGUGCGACUCUUAUUUUGGAUGUAUUAGAAGUUGCAGGAAAUUCACUUUGGAGUGUUUAUCCUAAACAAUUCCAAAAAAUGUUAAUGUUAUUAGCUAAUGAAUAUUAUCCUCGUAUGCAAAACACGGAUGGUAUUGGUGGUGGACCUUUAGUACGUUUAGAGGAAUUUUUAAAAAACACAUUAGCUAGGGGUUCUAUACCACCUCCAGAUGGGUAUCUUGCUCCGAAUUUUUGGUAACUUUUUAUAGAUAAAUUUGUUUUGCGUGAUUCUUGUGCAUUGUACGUAUCAUAAUUUGUAUUUAAAAAACAAAACAAAAAAAAAACAAAAA